AUGAGCAUCAGUGUCUCCCUCACUGCCUCCUUUCCUCCAGGGCUCCGGCUGGUCAAUGGCAGCAGCCCCUGUGAGGGCUGAGUGGAGCUUCAGGUGCAGGGCACUUGGGCACCCCUCUGUGCAGCCCGUUGGGAUUUAGCAGAUGCCACCGUCCUGUGCCACCAGCUCAAUUGUGGGAAUGCAGUGGCCACACUGGGAGGAGGUCAUUUUGGGGAUCAGGAUACUCCCAUCUGGCCAGAUGUGUUUCACUGUGUGGGGGCUGAACUCUACUUGUGGAAUUGCCCAUCCAGCAUCCUGGGAGCAAAGCCCUGUGCCCUGGGAAACUCUGCCUCCAUCCUCUGCUCAGGUCUCUCCAGAGCCCUUAGGCUGAGGGAUGGACAGAGUCGCUGCGAUGGCCAUGUGGAGGUCUCCCUGAACGGAGUGUGGGGCCGCAUCCUGGAUGACGCCUGGGACCUGCAUGCUGCCAGUGUUUUGUGUAGGCAGCUUGGGUGUGGAGAGGCCCUGAAAGCCUAUGACUCCUCAACCCCUCCCCAGGGUGCAGUCCCAGUGGGGCUGAGCCAGACAUCCUGUGUGGGCUCGGAGACCCGCCUGACCCAGUGCAAUAUUUCAGUGUCCCCCUUGGUGCCUGUGGGGACCUUACAGGCUGCAGGUGUUGUGUGCUCUGGGAGCCUUCGGGUGCGGCUGGCUGGAGGUCCUGGCCGCUGUGCAGGGCGUGUGGAGGUGCUGUACAGAGGUGCAUGGGGCACGGUGUGUGAUGACGCCUGGGACCUGCAGGAUGCCCAUGUGGUCUGUGAGCAGCUGGGCUGUGGCCGCGCCCUCAGCACUACAGUGGCCGCACACUUUGGGAUGGGAUCGAGACCUAUCUGGAUGGAUGAGCUUGGCUGCCUGGGCAAUGAGUCUGCACUGUGGCAGUGCCCAUCGCGGGGCUGGGGCCAGCACGACUGUGGGCACAAGGAGGAUGCCGGGGUCUUCUGCUCAGAGUUCACGGAUCUCAGGCUGCGGAAUUAUGGUCAGCCAUGCACAGGGCGGCUGGAAGUUUUCUACAAUGGGACUUGGGGUGGAGUCUGCCCUGCUCUGAAUGCUGCCUCCUUGGGGAUCCUGUGUGAUCAGCUGGGCUGUGGUUCCCAAGGGCAGCUGCUGGCCAGGGCAGGGAGCUGGCCUUCUCCUGGAGCUUUCUGGCUGGCUUCCAUUCAGUGCAGGCCCAGGCAUGACAGGUCCCUGUGGCAGUGCCCUUCAGCACCCUGGGACCAGCAUUCCUGCUCUAGUAUGGAGGAGGCCUGGGUCCUUUGCUUAGUGAAGGCAGAAAUUCCUGAGGACCAUGAGCAGACUCUCAACUGUUCAUCCAUGCUCAGCUGCCCUUCUUUCUAUGCCCUGGUUCACCUACACAACCCACUGGGGUUCCAGAGAUGACCACUGUCUCCUUUUUCAGAGGAGGGUGCACUGCAUGUGCGGGGCGAGGAUGGCUGCUUAGGACGUGUGGAGCUCUUUUAUUCAAGCUCCUGGGGUACCGUGUGUGAUGACUCCUGGGACCUGGCCGAUGCUGAGGUCAUGUGCCGACAGCUGGGCUGUGGCCAGGCUGUGGGAGCAUUGCAGGGGGCUACCUUUGGUCCUGGAUCAAGGCCUGUGUGGCUGGAUGAGGUGAGGUGCCAUGACAGUGAGUCAUCACUGUUAGGCUGCCUGGCUGAGUCUUGGGGACAUGGUGACUGUGCACACAAGGAAGAUGCAGGUGUUCAUUGCUCUGGUGAGCCCCACCUUUCUCUGUUCCCCACAGCCCCUUCCCUGACCCCUCCACCUAUUGCUGAGGCCUGGACUCUGCCAAAGACUUCCUGCCUCGUUCUUGGCUGCCUCCUGGGCCUUGUCUUCUUUGUUCUGGGAGUUCAAUAUUGCUACAGCAGAGCUGCCUGCAUGGGAUCUGGACUUUCUGAGCCCCUGCCCUCUGAGGGUGUCUAUGAGGACAUCGAACCUGUUCCUGAGCAGGAGACAGAGAAGAGGCCCUCGGGGUCUGGAGACCCAGUGCUGGAGGAUUAUGAUGACAUAGAAGAGCCUCAGCCAGGCCAUGGGGAGGAAGCGGAGGAAGCAGAGGAGUUCAGAGUCCUACUCAGCCCCAUGGGUGUGCAUCUCUGUGCCUUUGGGAUCAUUGUGCUCGUCUUGCUCUACUGCUUCUACUUAGAAUGCUGUGCUCAAGUUGACUCCUAUAUUUAA
Molecule: messenger RNA, 2202 nt
Organism: Fukomys damarensis (Damara mole-rat)
Lineage: Eukaryota; Metazoa; Chordata; Mammalia; Rodentia; Bathyergidae
Product: scavenger receptor cysteine-rich domain-containing protein SCART1-like
Cellular component (GO): membrane
Source: RefSeq, a predicted model, not a curated record